This is a messenger RNA of Triticum turgidum subsp. durum (durum wheat), 861 nucleotides long. The record is from the annotation of a GenBank genome assembly. NCBI's taxonomy places the organism in Eukaryota, Viridiplantae, Streptophyta, Magnoliopsida, Poales, Poaceae.
AUGGAAUCAGGUGAAAACAACAUGGGCUCGAAUGAUGGACCAAACAGCAAAGCUAGCUUGGCUGCGAGGCAACGCUUACGGUGGACAGAUGAGUUGCAUGAACAAUUUGUGGAGGCUGUUACUCAACUUGGCGGUCCUGAUAGAGCAACUCCUAAAGGAGUUUUGAGAAUUAUGGGUACACCAGGAUUAACAAUAUACCAUGUGAAAAGUCACUUGCAGAAAUACAGGCUAGCAAAGUACAUUCCUGACUCUUCAGCUGAUGGUAACAAGGCUGAUAACAAAGAUCCAGGGGAUUCGCUAGCAGGACUUGAUGGAUCCUCUGGAAUGCAGAUAUCUGAAGCCCUGAAGCUGCAGAUGGAGGUCCAAAAGCGGUUGCAUGAACAGCUUGAAGUACAAAGGCAGCUGCAGCUGCGAAUCGAGGCACAGGGAAAGUACCUUAAGAAAAUCAUAGAAGAGCAGCAGCGUUUCGGUGGCGGUGGUAUAAAGUCUGAAACACCUGGUGCAGGAGCUACUGUCACAGCGUCGAGCGAUCAGUUCCCCGACUCUGAGAGGACAGACCCCUCAACUCCUGCACCCACAUCUGAAUCUGCAUCUCAAGGUGCAGCUUUCAAAAGAGACAGUGGAAGCCAGACUGAAGCAAUCAAGAGCCCAUGUCACGAUGAACCGCUGCUAACAGCAGAUUCCAACUGUCAUCCCGGUUCUCCUACUCUCAGUCCGAAGCACGAGAGGGCAGCAAAGAGGCAGCGAGGCAGCGAGGCUGAAUUCCCGGAGGCCGAGUUAUCCCUUCCGCAGCAUAUCUUCGAGUCGAGCUCGGGGCCGGAGUUCCAGCAAUGUGCGGUGCCCUACUACUCGGGUCAUUAG